Cladophialophora psammophila CBS 110553 is the source of this 987-nucleotide messenger RNA. RefSeq lists its product as uncharacterized. Lineage: Eukaryota; Fungi; Ascomycota; Eurotiomycetes; Chaetothyriales; Herpotrichiellaceae. The transcript has a single exon. Bases 1 to 987 code for a protein of 328 amino acids. The record is from RefSeq and is a predicted model, not a curated record.
AUGGGAGACUCACAGCAGAGGCCGAGCGACGACGGUCUGCGUCUGCCCCCUCCGGCCGCAGACCAGGCAUAUGUGAAAGUAUCAGCGCUGAACGGAGGGUUUUUGACGCUUCCUGAACGCAACUUUGUAACGGAUCCAGAUCCGGAGAAAGGUACGACAGUACCGUCAAUGUGCUUCUUGAUCGAGCACCGAGAGUCAGGCUCUUCCUCAAAGCCCACACGUGUCGUGUUUGACCUGGGCAUCAAACGAGACCUGACAAAGUACGCUCAACCGGCAACCCAGCACCACAUUACCACUCGACAGCCUGUGUACUCGUCGGCAGAUGCGAGGUCGAGCCUGUUGAGCGGCGGCCUAGACCCCGCGAAGGACAUUGACUACGUGAUCCUGAGCCACAUCCAUUGGGACCACAUCGGCCUGCCGUCCGACUAUCCCCAUUCCAAGUUCAUCGUAGGUUCAGGCACGCUGUACAUCCUUGAGAACGGCGCGCCACAUUAUCCGCACGAGCGGAUUGAAAAGGGCGCCCUGUCAGCAGACCAGACGACAGAACUUCCGCCCGUUCCAGAAUCGGAGAGGAAACACAUGGCCGCGGCGUCCCAGACAAGGCAUCAGUGGCAGCCAAUAUCCACGCUGCCCAACGCCGUCGACUUCUUUGGGGACGGCAGUCUGUGGAUCAUAGACGCCCCAGGCCACAUCCACGGACACGUCAACGCCCUGCUCCGAGUUGGGCCAAACAGAUGGGUAUAUCUGGGAGGAGACUGCUGCCACGACCGCCGGAUAAUGACGGGAGAGAAGCAGAUCCUCGAGUACGACAACGGACAGGGGAAGUUGAAAAGCGCUCAUGCCGAGCUGCCCAAGGCGCGGAAGACGAUUGAGAACAUCCAGAAACUGAUAGCUGUCAAUGGUGAUGCGGUGGAGUGGAUAGUUGCGCAUGACUGGAAAUGGGCUUCUGAGAACCAGAACCGCUUUUUCCCACGGUGGAUGUAUUGA